GUUGUGUGAACCUCUGCCACCCAUCUCUGAACCUCACUUUGCCGCAGGGAGGCACUGAACUGAGAAACUGCCUUGUAACAGGUUACACCCCUCUGCCUUCUCCCUUUCUUAUAUCAAGAGGGGAAAAACACGGAACUACCUCUACCCGAUCUGGUCACCAUACGCCUAUUACCUUUACUGUUACAAAUACCGGAUCACCCUCCGGAAGAAGAUGCUGCCUUGUUGUUAUAAAAGCAUCACUUAUAGGGAACGGGAGGACUUGACACUCCGGCCCCGUUCCUGCCUUCAGUGCUCCUGAGUCCCUAGCAGGCCUCCAGGUGGUCAGAAGCACCAAGCAGGGUGAUCACGACCAGCUUAAAGAAUUAUACUCGGCUGGGAACCUGACGGUGCUGGCUACUGACCCCCUGCUCCAUCAGGACCCAGUGCAGUUAGACUUCCAUUUCCGCCUCACCCCCCAGACCUCUGCCCAUUGGCACGGCCUUCUCUGUGACCAUCGACUCUUCCUGGAUAUCCCAUAUCGGGCCUUGGAUCAAGGCAACCGAGAAAGUUUGACUGCAACAUUGGAGUAUGUGGAGGAGAAGACCAAUGUGGACUCCGUGUUCGUAAACUUCCAAAACAACCGGAAUGACAGAGGUGCCCUGCUACGGGCCUUCAGCUACAUGGGCUUUGAGUUGGUCAGACCCGAUCACCCUGCCCUCCCUCCCUGGGACAAUGUCAUCUUUAUGGUGUAUCCCCUUGAAAGGGACCUUGGCCACCUCUCCAAUGAGCCUCCCUGAAUAUACUUAUUCCUGCUGAGGGGAUAAUGGGAACUUGAUAAAUGGGAACCAGGAUGUGAUGCAGGACACCUUCCAUCUUAGGAAUAAAGGGUAGUGCAAUCCUCAA
Leptonychotes weddellii (Weddell seal) is the source of this 882-nucleotide messenger RNA. It is a transcript of the gene OAZ3, whose product is annotated as ornithine decarboxylase antizyme 3. Gene Ontology annotation, molecular function: ornithine decarboxylase inhibitor activity. Lineage: Eukaryota; Metazoa; Chordata; Mammalia; Carnivora; Phocidae. The record is from RefSeq and is marked reviewed. Gene Ontology annotation, cellular component: nucleus; cytoplasm. Gene Ontology annotation, biological process: positive regulation of protein catabolic process.